GUUCUGCCCAUGCGUCGUUGGAUGCUUGGUUGGGUCCGAGGCGCGACAUCCAACCGCGGGUCUACUAAAGCAUCUGAUUGUAACCUUGGCACAGCCCUCACCACCCUUAUAGAUCUAAUCUCGCUGUUCGCUUGCAAGCGCUCAACCCUGCGAAUCGACUGUCUCUGUCAUCUCGAUCCGACACCUGAUUCGCAGCCCUCUAUCGGGCACGCUCUGGCCCUCGAGCUCCCCCACGAUAUAGGACGCCAUGGCGACUCAGCAACCCGUAUUGACGGUCUCGGAGACCAAAGAGCUGCGAGGGCUCAACCUCAUCGCCGCACACUCACACAUCCGCGGGCUCGGCGUCGAUGCGGACACCCUCGAACCGCGAGCAUCCUCCCAGGGCCUGGUAGGCCAGGAGAAGGCGCGAAAGGCCGCCGCUGUGAUCCUGGAAAUGAUCAAGCAGGGCAAGAUCGCAGGGCGUGCGGUCCUGAUCGCCGGCCCGCCAAGCACCGGAAAGACCGCCAUCGCCAUGGGCAUGGCGCAGUCGCUGGGAUCCGAUGUCCCUUUCACCAGCUUGGCCUCGUCGGAGAUUUUCUCGCUCGAGAUGUCCAAGACCGAAGCUCUGACGCAGGCCUUCCGCAAGUCCAUAGGCGUGCGGAUUAAGGAGGAGAGCGAGAUAAUGGAGGGUGAGGUUGUCGAGAUCCAGAUCGACAGGAGCGUCACAGGCGGCGCGAAGCAAGGAAAGCUCACCAUCAAGACGACCGACAUGGAGGCCAUCUACGAUAUGGGAAGUAAGAUGAUCGACGCCAUGACCAAAGAGCGUGUCAUGGCAGGAGAUAUCAUCUCGAUUGACAAGUCAUCUGGCAAGAUCGCCAAGCUCGGCCGCUCGUACGCUCGUUCGCGCGACUACGACGCAAUGGGGGUCGACACCAAGUUUCUGCAAUGCCCCGAUGGCGAGCUGCAAAAGCGCAAGGAGGUGGUCCACACAGUCACCCUGCACGAGAUUGACGUCAUCAACUCGAGGACCCAAGGAUUCCUGGCCCUCUUCUCGGGAGACACGGGCGAGAUUCGCAGCGAGAUCCGGGACCAGAUCAACACAAAGGUUGGCGAGUGGAAGGAGGAGGGCAAGGCCGAGAUUGUGCCCGGUGUGCUCUUUAUCGACGAGGUCCACAUGCUCGACAUCGAGUGCUUCUCGUACAUCAAUCGUGCUCUCGAGGCCGAGCUGGCGCCCAUCGUCAUCAUGGCCAGCAACAGGGGGCACUCGCGCAUCCGCGGCACCGACUACCGCAGCCCCCACGGGCUGCCCCUGGACUUCCUGGACCGCAUCCAGAUCAUCGCGACGCAGACCUACACCCCAGAUGAGAUCAACAAGAUCCUGUGUAUCAGGGCCCAAGAGGAAGAGGUGGACCUGACGGCCGACGCACUCGUGCUGCUUACCAAGAUCGGCCAGGAGGCCGGGCUGCGCUACGCGAGCAAUCUCAUCGCCACGUCGCAGCUUGUCUGCGCCAAGCGGAAAUCCAAGCAGGUCGACGUCCAGGACGUGCAGAGGAGCUUCAGGCUCUUCUACGACCCGGCCAGGAGCGUCAAGUUUGUUGGCGAAUCCGAGAAGAGACUGAUUGGCGAUGACGGCGCCGUUGACUUCUCCGUUCCAAACAGCAAUGGUGAGAAGAUGGACACCACGUGAUCUUGUCUUCUCUCAUCUCUACCUUUUGUUUUUGAAACAAAGCAGGUUAAUGAUAGCUUGGUGGGUGUAUGUGUUUUCAUAUUUUAUUUUCAAUAAUCUCCAAUCCAGGGGACCAGUUUUCUUUUUCAUUGCCGCAUUUCCUUCGCCUCCCAUCUUGGUCCCUUCUUUCAGACCUGGUAGAAGAAGUACACCAUUUUUGUAUGAUCGGCCGGGCGUUACGGACAGUCAAAAGGUUAGCCUAUGGCGUCUAACCAAUGUCUCUGGGAUUUACGUUACUGGAACGGCUAGCCGCCGAAAAGAUUACCGCAAAGGACGCGACCAUUGUUGACCCAGAGACUGUGGAGCUGCACAUUGAAGGGGACGCAAGCUAUCCAGAGAGUCGUCAGGAUCCUACCUACUACAAGGCUUGACACAUGUUUUGGCUCACGUCUGGUCGCAUGGACAAAGCAAUACGCCGACCGAGCUACCAUUACCUGUUCCUUAGGCGAAGGGAGCUGUUUGUGUCCACGGUCCGUCAUCCCCGGCCUUCCGGAACUCAACACCCUCGCCAAAGUACCCAGCAGCAUGCCAGGCCUUCAUCAUGGCGGUGUCGAAGGGGCCCUGUUUGGCGGCGCCGUCCCUGCCAUCGGUCCAGCGAUAUUCCCACUGCUCCCCUCCUGGCUCUGGUCCCUCGGUGGUCGCCCCUGCCGCCGAUGUCUCCUCUAGACUAUCCGGCCGCGCGGGCUCGAUCCACUCCUCGCCCGUCUCUUUCCUAUACUCCCUGACAAGUAUCUCUCUCUCGGUGUCGUAAAUUUCCGGGAACUCCCUUCCAAGCAGACGGUCUGCGGCCUCGGUGACCUGGUUUAUGGCCGCCUUGACUCGCUGGUACGCGGCGUCUUCUGGCGUCGCGUCCUUGUCGACGUCCAUUGUGUCUUCGGCGGCGCUCUGCUUCUUCUGCUUCCACCGCGGCACCUUCUUCGCCUU
Molecule: messenger RNA, 2629 nt
Organism: Gaeumannomyces tritici R3-111a-1
Lineage: Eukaryota; Fungi; Ascomycota; Sordariomycetes; Magnaporthales; Magnaporthaceae
Product: RuvB-like helicase 2
Exons: 2
Coding region: 248-1666 (472 amino acids)
Biological process (GO): regulation of transcription by RNA polymerase II; box C/D snoRNP assembly; chromatin remodeling
Cellular component (GO): R2TP complex; Ino80 complex; NuA4 histone acetyltransferase complex
Molecular function (GO): ATP binding; ATP hydrolysis activity; DNA helicase activity
Source: RefSeq, a predicted model, not a curated record